Eruca vesicaria subsp. sativa (arugula) is the source of this 2763-nucleotide messenger RNA. Lineage: Eukaryota; Viridiplantae; Streptophyta; Magnoliopsida; Brassicales; Brassicaceae. The record is from the annotation of a GenBank genome assembly.
UAAUCUCUCUUUCUUUUUCCUUCUUCACGUUUUGAUUUCUUCCGAGUCACAAGACUUAACAUAUUAUUAAUCACAACGGAAGACAUUAAUAUAUGCGAAGAUGGUGAAGUUCUCUAAGGAGUUAGAGGCACAACUCAUACCAGAAUGGAAAGAGGCCUUUGUUAACUACUGUCUACUAAAAAAGCAAAUCAAGAAAAUCAAAAUUUCUCGUAAACCAAAACCGGCAUCUCUUUACCCAAUUGCUCAUCAUCCUGAUUUUGGUCGAUCUCUAUUCGACCCGGUUCGCAACUUGGCGAGAACCUUCUCGGAUAAACUAUUUUCCUCCUCAGAAAAACCAGAGAUUAUUCAGGUCAGGAGAAGAAAUGGCUCAGAAAAUGGGGACGAUGUCGAGGAGAUUUACCAAACUGAGCUUGUUCAGUUAUUUUCUGAAGAAGACGAGGUUAAAGUGUUCUUCGCAAGAUUGGAUGAAGAGCUAAACAAAGUGAAUCAGUUUCACAAGUCCAAAGAGACAGAGUUUGUGGGAAGAGGAGAGAUUCUGAAGAAACAGUUAGACAUUCUUGCAGAACUUAAACAGAUCCUAAGUGAUCGGAAGAAGAGAAACCUUUCUGGCUCUAAUUCACAUCGCUCAUACAGUUCUUCUGCGCGAAACUCUGAUUUCUCUGCAGGGUCUCCAGGAGAACUAAGUGAGACACAAAGUGAAACAUCAAGAACAGACGAAAUCAUAGAGGCGUUGGAGAGGAAUGGUGUAAGUUUCAUAAACUCUGCAACGAGGACCAAAACAAAAGGAGGUAAACCCAAAAUGUCUCUCCGCGUCGACAUACCAGACGCUGUGGCCGGAGCUGACGGUGGCGGUGCAAGAUCCAUCGCAACGGCCACAUCGGUUCUCUGGGAGGAGCUUGUUAACAACCCAAGAAGCGGCGGAGGAGAUUUUAUCAACCGGAAGAAGAUUCAGUGCGCAGAGAAGAUGAUACGUAAAGCUUUUGUUGAGCUCUAUAGAGGUCUUGGCUUGUUGAAGACUUACAGUUCACUGAAUAUGAUAGCUUUUACAAAAAUAUUGAAGAAAUUCGAUAAGGUUUCUGGUCAGCAGGCAUCAUCAAGUUAUCUUAAAGUCGUAAAGAGAUCGCAAUUCACCAGCUCUGAUAAGGUGGUAAGACUCAUGGAUGAAGUGGAGUCCAUAUUCACAAAGCACUUCGCAAACAAUGACAGGAAAAAGGCAAUGAAGUUCUUGAGACCCCACCAGCAGAAAGAUUCUCACAUGGUUACUUUCUUUGUUGGAUUAUUUACAGGUUGCUUUGUCUCAUUGUUUAGUAUUUACAUAAUACUGGCCCAUCUAUCUGGAAUCUUCACCUCUGGUGCUCAAGUUUCGUAUAUGGAGACUGUAUAUCCGGUUUUCAGCGUUUUUGCGUUGCUAAGUCUACACAUGUUCAUGUAUGGAUGCAAUCUUUUCAUGUGGAAGAGCACGAGGAUAAACUACACGUUUAUAUUCGAGUUCUCACCAACCACAGCGUUGCGUUACCGAGACGCGUUUCUGAUGGGAACAACGUUUAUGACCGCAGUGGUGGGCGCUAUGGUCAUACAUCUCAUCCUCCGUGCCGCCGGUUUCUCGGCCAGCCAAGUCGAUACCAUUCCUGGCAUCCUCCUCUUGAUCUUCAUCUGUGUGUUGAUAUGCCCCUUCGACACAUUUUACCGUCCAACAAGAUUCUGCUUCAUUAGAAUUUUACGGAACAUCGUUUGCUCACCUUUCUACAAGGUUUUGAUGGUUGAUUUCUUCAUGGCUGAUCAACUUACUAGCCAGAUUCCUUUGCUGAGACAUUUAGAGUCAACUGCGUGUUAUUUCAUGGCCCAAAGCUUUCGAACACACGAAUACAAUACCUGCAAAAACGGAAGAAUCUAUAGAGAACUUGCUUACUUAAUCUCUUUCUCACCUUACUUCUGGCGGGCCAUGCAAUGCAUAAGGAGAUGGUGGGACGAAUCAAACACUGACCACUUAGUCAACAUGGGAAAAUACGUUUCAGCAAUGGUUGCAGCCGGAGUCCGCAUAACCUAUGCAAGAGAGAGCACCAACUUGUGGCUAACCGCCGUGCUUGUGAGCUCGGUGGUGGCCACGCUUUACCAGUUAUAUUGGGACUUUGUCAAGGAUUGGGGUCUUUUGAACCCUAAAUCCAAAAAUCCAUGGCUAAGGGACGAUCUUGUUCUCAAGAACAAGAACAUCUACUAUCUCUCCAUUGCGUUGAAUUUGGUAUUGCGAGUUGCUUGGAUAGAAACAAUAGUGAGGUUCAGGGUCAAUCAUGUUCAGUCUCAUUUAUUAGAUUUCUUAUUGGCAUCCCUUGAAGUCAUUCGCCGAGGCCAUUGGAACUUUUACAGAGUGGAGAAUGAGCAUUUGAACAAUGUAGGCCACUUUAGGGCUGUGAAGACCGUACCAUUACCAUUCCGUGACAUGGACUCAGACCAUUAAACAAAAGAUAAUACAUUGGAGGGUCUAGUCAUCAACCAGGUUCCGGGAUAUACAGGAAGCAUUUCGGCUUUUUCAUUGAAUAUUGUAGCCAUACUGGAGAAACCUUUUGGGGAACUCCUGAAAUUGCGUAACCAUUUUAUCCUUUGGAGACUAGUGGAUUCUUGAUUUCAUUUGUAGAACUUUCCAAGUGUAAAACGAGCAAAGAUAAUUUAACUUCCCACUUUAUAUAUUGAUGUUCUGUAAAUUUAUAUUUAAGUUUUAUAUAUGUUCAACUCUUCUUUUCAAAUAAAGAAUGCCACUAUUUCCUC